Messenger RNA from Carya illinoinensis, 6546 nucleotides. RefSeq names its product axial regulator YABBY 4. Gene Ontology annotation, cellular component: nucleus. Gene Ontology annotation, biological process: multicellular organism development; plant ovule development; cell fate commitment. The record is from RefSeq and is a predicted model, not a curated record. The transcript is spliced from 7 exons. Bases 5570 to 6094 code for a protein of 174 amino acids. NCBI's taxonomy places the organism in Eukaryota, Viridiplantae, Streptophyta, Magnoliopsida, Fagales, Juglandaceae.
AUGGAAGUGUUAAUUUUGUAUGCAUAAAAAUGGCCAGUAUGAAUCCCUAAAAGCGCGCAUGUGUCAUAUGGGUCUGUAUUAAAACUUCAAAGAGAGUAAAAUUAACACAUGGAACAGGCAUUGAAAAUCUUGCGUUGAAUUAAUAAACGAGCAAUUGCUAUUACAUAGCAAUUUAGUACGAUUGUUAGAAUUGUUCUAGGUCUCUUUCUGACAUAGUAAGUUGGUCUAGGUAUUUUUUUUUUAUAAGUAAGAGAUAAAUAUUAUUGAUCUGAAUGAAAUAGGUAUAACCCGUGUACAUAGGAAGUAUACAUAAGAACACUUAAAUACAUUCUAAGAGUGAUGAAUUAAAGAUAAGAAAUCAUGAACAUUGUCCUCGUUUAGUACAAUAGCGGAAAACCAAAGUAGUAAAGUGUGAAGAAAAAAGUUCUUCAGCUCCGACAUAGAGCGUUCCUUGUCUUUAAAGCAAUGCACAUUCAUUUCCGACCAAAUACACCACAUAAUACACAACGAGAUCAUCUUCCACACUGCUGCCACGUGAUGACAACUUUGCAUCUUCCUCCAACAACCUAACAAAUCCACCACCUUUGAACGCAUAACCCAAGCAACAUCAACCAUUUGAAAGAUCUCAUCCCACAACUCCCUUGUUACACUACAUAAUACACAACGAGAUCAUCUUCCACACUGCUGCCACGUGAUGACAACUUUGCAUCUUCCUCCAACAACCCAACAAAUCCACCACUCUCGAAGGCAUAACCCAAGCAACAUCAAUCCUUUGAAAGAUCUCAUCCCACAACUCACUUGUUACCUCACAAUACAGUAAGAAGUGAUCCAUAGAUUCUCCAUUCUUUUUACAUAAGUAACACCAAUCCAUCACUACAUAACCCCUCUUCCUUAGAUUGUCAGUGGUCAAGAUCUUUCCAAGGGCGGUGUUCCAUACAAAGAAGGCUACUUUGGAAGGAACACAUGCCCUCCAAAUGUUCUUCCAAGGGAAUGGAGGAUGAUCAUGUGUUGACAAAAUUUUAUAGUACACCUUACCAAUUCAUUUCUUGUGGUUAUUAGACCUUCACUUCAAUCGAUCACACUGAGUCAGAGGGGUCCCCAUGGAGUAUAGGAGACUGAAAAAAUAUGAUACAAUAGAUAAUUCCCAAUCGUGAAAAUCCUUGUUAAAGAGAAUACUUAUAUAUAUAAAAAAAAAUAAAAAAUAAAAAAUUCCUGUUAAAGAGAAUAUUCCACUAAUGAGAACCAUGAGAGAGUAGCCGCAUACCUGCCACUGAAGCCUCCCUAUUAGUAGCAAUACGAUUGAGAACCGCAAAAGCUUUUUCCAAAGCAUGAUCUUUGCACCACACAUCCCUCCAACUGACUCGAUUGCCCUUUCCGGCUACAAAACUAAUAUGGUUCUCAAAGCAUGACCACCCACUCUUUUUAAACUUCCAUAAACCCACACCAUACCCUUCUCUCACUUUGUGAUAGCACCAACCACCCCAUGCAGCUCCUUAUCUAGCGUCGAUAACUUCCUUCCACAAUGAUCCCCCCUCCGAGUGAUAUCUCCAUAGCCAUUUCCCCAGUAAAGGUUUGUUAAGAGUUCUCAAGUUGCACACUCCCAACCCCCUAUGUACAACUGGAGCACAAACUAUCUUCCAUCUAACCAGAUGAAAUUUCUUCUCCUCCCCCAUGCAUACUUUAAAUUACAAAGAAAUGAAUGAGGUUGUCCUUGCACUUAACCCCUUUGAUUUUGGGCUAGGUAUUUGCCGAUAUCCUUCUUCCUACUUAUAGUAUUUAAAUGCCUUUCUCAUUAUAAUCUGUCGUGGGUUGCUGAGUAAGUGGCAUAUCUUUUAUGCUUCAAGGCAAUGAGUAUCUUUAGGGUUUUAUGUAUUCUAUUGUGUAAAACCUUGCAUCUUCUUUACUUAAAAAAACUUUGCAUCUUCUUUAAUAGGUAAAAUAUUAAUGAUUAGUAUUUGACUGAGAGGACUCAUUUGGUCAGCUCAAUUAUCUUGCGUGAGAGUGCUAGAAAUUUGAUGGUAAUGUUGCUAUUCUAUGCUCCAGCCAAGUUAUGCCAACCCUAAUUUAGGGUCUGCCUGGAUUGGGAGGGUAUGUGUCGGGUGACAAAUUAGUAAAUGAGAUUACAAAAACAAGAGGUGAGUGGAGUUGUAUUUACAGGUAUUUGCUGAUUGGCAUGAUGUAUUGAGAUUGGUGGUUCUGGAAAUAGAACUCAUGUAACUGGUCUUUCCAGUGUCCACCAUAUCAGCAAGUCAUUAAUGUUGCGCUUAUGCUGAUAAUACUUUUUUAAAAACAUCGCAAGUCAUUGCCAACAUUUACAAAAGGAUCAGAUUUAUACGAGGGGAGAAUCAACGACAAGGAAAAUUAGAAAGAAGUAUGAAAGUGUGUCCAAGGUGCAAACAACCUCACGUAUGGGAUUAUGAAAUCAUCAUUGGGCAUAUUUUUUACUUAAAAAAAAAGGAGUGUGAUAAGUGGUUUUGAGAUCGUAAGAAACUCGACUCUGCUGCUUCGAUGUGCAAACAAAAUUCAAAAUCCUUCUAGCUUGGAAGUUAAACUUUAUAACUUUGAUGAGAUCAAUUCAUUCAACGUGAAGGAAGGCAAAUAGGGACGUCGUUCUUUAAAAUACCACACUUAACUUAUUAAGCCACUCCAUCACCACAUGAAACCACCUUGAGGUGGCCCUGUUUGAUCCACGCCUCCCCCACUGCUUGAUGGCUGCAUGGACAAGAUAAAGGGGGUGUUUCUACACCAUUUGUUAGAGUAUUAACUGUUAUUACGUACUGACCAGCAGUCACCUUUCGAAGCAUUCGUCGCAAAGAUGCGUAUCAUUACCAUAGGCAUAGGCCGCAAAACUACAUUGGUGCGUUGCUUAAUUCAGUGAUAUUCCCCCACCCACGCGGCGGCAGGGGGUAUCUCGAUCAAUUUCUCAAGGCGUUGGAAAUCUAAACUAGCUUAGAGAAUCACAGGCACUAUUUAGCCAUCUGUUUUGUCAACUAGGAAGUCGUCAAUUAAAUUGUUGAUUUUUAAAAAUGUUUCGUCCACCCAUUUCAAAGGGUACGAUACUUUUUAGUUAGGGCCUUAUAUUUCUUGUACAUGCCAUGUUGGUAAGAUGGUGUGAUGUUCUAUGCGAGAGUUCAUGGUAGAAUGAUGACAUAUUCUAUUUAGUAUAUUAAAGGUUGUGUCCUUUUUUGUUUUUGUUUUGGCUUUCCAUUUUUCUUUGACAUCUGCAGUAGAGAUAGAGCUAAGGGAUGGAGGUUUUAGAUCCUUGGGAAAUCCCCUUUGUUGAUAUGCCCAUUCUUCUUUCAUUCGGAGCCGCCAUAACUUGGGCUCAUCAUACUAGCGAGGAAGGGAAAAUGAGUAAUGUAUGUUUCACUGGCUCAGUGGCACUAGCUUUCAAGGAAUGAAGUUAAUAUUUUUUUUGGUAAGUAUUUAAAUUGGGUAUAAGAUCCACUAUAGGUGGAGAGCCUUAACCGUAUGUGUUGUUAUGAGUGGAGACAAAAAUAGUGAACAGUGAAACAUGCACCGUUUCUUUCCAUAACAUAUUAGGCACCACUUGUAGACACGCACAGUGUCUGCAGCAAGUGACGCUUCAAACUCUUUCGUAAAAUACUACACCGAAAAAUGUUGUAGGCUGCUCUCUCCUAUAAAUAGGAGAGAGUUCAGAGAAGUGAGGAGAUAGAGUGUGUAGCAGAGAGAAAACAAAGAGUGCUGCGUGUGUGCAGACAAAGUGUGGGAGAGUUUACAGGAAAGAAAGAGAAUGGGUGAGCAGAGAGUUUUUUUUGUAAAAAUUAUUUCAUAGUGAAAUAACAGCAGCUGUGAACGUAGGCAAUUGCCGAACCAUGUUAAAUUUCAUCCCUCCUUUAUUUAUAAUCGUCUCUAUGUCAGAAAAGCUACCAACAUGUGUGGUAACAGGUAAGCCCCAAGGCUGUUCCCGUCCCUGUCAGGGAGAUGCCAACCGUCUGUCCUUUCUACGAACACAAGGAAUGAAGUUAAUAUUAUCAAGUACCCACACUAUUUCGAAUGGUAUCUAUGAUUCUUCCUUUUCCUCUGUCUCAUAUUUGCAUUCUACGUCAGCAUAUAAAAAGGUUUAUAUUUUAAAAGAUUAUUAUUUAUUCUUCAUUAAAUUUAGAAUAAAAUCUUUAUUACUGUUCAAUGUUUGUUUUAUUUUUUAUUUAUUUUUUUACAUGUGGCAUCCACCACCGCAUGUCUUGCGGUUUAUCGAUGGAAUUCCAACUAAAUGGAGUGAAAGUUGUGAUUAAAAAUAUAUAUAUAUAUAUAUACACAAAUCAAUUCGAUUUGAUAUCCAAUCCAAAGUAAUGGUGUGGGAGAGGGAGAACAAAGUUUCAUUGUCUCUUAGUAUUGAUUCCUAUCCACCAUCACAAUUCAAAUAAUUUUCUUCCAGGGGCUUCUCAUAAAUUCAAUAUUUGUCAGAAUCAGUCCUCCAUAUAUUAGAUAAUAGGAUAAGGUCCAGGAUUGCCCAUUCUAGGUUUUUUUUUUUUCCCUAAAUCGAUUGCCCAUUCUAGUUGCAUGUGUAAAAUAAUAUCAUUUUUCUGACUCUUUUUUUCAAUCGAUCCACAUGAUAAUAUUAGAUUCAGAGCAGUCCUUUCAUUGGGAGCAUUUCUUCAAUCACGCAUCUGAAAGGACACAUUCUUUGAAUCAAAAAUAAUUUUGAACUUCGUUUCCUCAGAUUUGACACUUGAUUCAUGGAGGAUCCUUGAGCUAGAACUCAUGUGCAAGCACAUGGGUGAAAGUCCAAAACACAGUAAAGUGGUUGUGAAUGAAAAUGAUAUGUAGAUAUUGGCAUUAAAAACCUGGCUACAAGUGAAAAAAUAAAGAGAUGGGAAGUGACAUAAACAAAGAGAGCACAGAAAGUGGGAGUCAUCCCUUCUCAUUGUCAAUUAAAUUUGCUUUCUUUCAGGAAAGACAAAUCCUAAGAUGCCAUUUUUCCUUCUGCAUGAACCCUUCUGGAAACUUUCCCUUCCCUCUAACAUAGUAAAAGUCUCUGCAGUUACACUUCAUGUGAUGCAGAGAGAGGGCUGAAAUGAGAGAGAAAGGAGGGUUAGUAUUAAAAGAGACAACAACACAUGAAACAAACAAGCACUGUAGUCAAUUACUUACUGCCAUUGAAAUUUGAACCUCUGCAACCUCAGAAGUAGAAGUUUCCCACUGAUAAUUUCUAUAAAAAAAAAAUAAUGGCAAGACCGAGAAUUUCAACAGGUCAGGGGUGUGAGUGUAAUUUGGUUAGGGACCCAAAAACAUUCUGAAAUGAUUAAACAUAUAUGUACUGAUCUUCCCAUCUUGUCAUUCUAUGCAAGUACCUGCCUUUUGACCAAUAAUUAACGACGAUUAAAAGUCUUGUACAUGAGGAUAAACAAUCAUGAAAGAAAGAUAAUAUUUCAUUGUGAGCGUCCUCUAACAUCUAUAAAUCUCCCUGUUUCAUCGGAGCAAACAAUUUCAGGUCCUCUCUCUCUCUCUCUCUCUCUCUCUCUCUCUCUCUCUCUCUCUCUCUCUCUCUCUCUCUCUCACACACACAAAACAAAAACAUAUACACACACCCCACCAAGCAUAGAAGAUGUCAUCAGUUUUCAAUCAUCUCUUUGAUCUUUCGGAACAGAUAUGUUACGUGCAGUGUGGUUUCUGCACGACCAUUUUACUGGUAAGUGUGCCUCGUAGCAGCUUGUCCGUGGUGGUAACAGUGAGAUGCGGCCACUGCACAAGCCUCCUCUCUGUCAACAUGACCAGUGCUUCUUUCUUACCUCUCCAUCUUUUAACCUCUUUUAACCAUGAAGAGCCAAAUCCAGAGGAAAAUGAUGCACAGAAGGUCUUGGACCGGCGCAGCCCAUCCAUGGUGGCCUCUUCUGACCAUGAAGAAGAGGAUGUAAUCUCCUCGAAUCACAUUGUUAACAAACCCCCUGAGAAGAGACAACGAGCUCCAUCAGCCUAUAACCGCUUCAUUAAAGAGGAGAUCAAGAGGCUUAAGGCUGAGAAUCCAAACAUGGCUCACAAGGAAGCUUUCAGCACAGCUGCCAAAAAUUGGGCUCAUUGCCCUGCGUUUCAGUCCGAAGGAGAUGAAGAUCACUAUGGCCAGAGUACUUGAGGAAAACAUGUUGGGACUAUCAUUAGGUCGAUCCAAAGCGUUUUGGUGAAAUAAAAGGCCCCGAGGCCACAUGGGCAGUGACACCCUUUGAGUGAAAAGAGAUCUGCAAAUUAAAGAGUUAAGACUGCUGUCGUGAAAAGAAAGCUAGCCGUAUGUGUUUCUACUUCUGGGUUGGUGUUGGGAUUACUAAUAUAUGCCUGAAUUAAGACAGGUAGUCUGGCAGAUGCUCUUGGGAAUGAGGUUUUCACUUCAAGCUGUACAAGACUAGUUGUCCAUUCAUUGAUUGAGUGAAAAAAAAAAAAAAUCUAGGAUUAAUCGAUUGGUCUUUUUUCAUAUCCUAAUUAGCAGAGAAUUUUUACUUAGAAGCAUGUAAUUAGAAAAUAUGUUUUAUAUAAUUUAUAUUAUAUAUAAUUUAUAUUAUGUAUUAAAUUAUUAAUUAAUAUAACAUGUAA